This is a messenger RNA of Mesitornis unicolor (brown roatelo), 529 nucleotides long. Its product is annotated as AMME syndrome candidate gene 1 protein. Gene Ontology annotation, cellular component: nucleus. The annotation marks the transcript as partial. The record is from RefSeq and is a predicted model, not a curated record. NCBI's taxonomy places the organism in Eukaryota, Metazoa, Chordata, Aves, Mesitornithiformes, Mesitornithidae. The transcript is spliced from 5 exons.
CCCGCUCUUUGUAACGUGGAAGAUCGGUCGAGAUAAACGAUUGCGUGGAUGCAUAGGUACUUUUUCCGCCAUGAACCUGCAUUCAGGACUCAGGGAGUACACUCUUACUAGUGCCCUUAAAGAUAGUCGUUUCCCCCCAAUGACGAGGGAUGAGCUGCCACGGCUUUUCUGCUCAGUGUCUCUACUCACUAACUUUGAAGAUGUAUGUGACUACAUGGACUGGGAGGUGGGUGUACAUGGCAUUAGAAUAGAAUUCAUCAAUGAAAAAGGAUCAAAACGCACCGCCACCUACUUACCGGAGGUUGCAAAGGAGCAAGGAUGGGACCACAUUCAAACCAUAGAUUCCUUAUUGAGGAAAGGAGGCUACAAAGCUCCGAUCACAAAUGAAUUCAGGAAAACAAUAAAGCUAACCAGGUACCGUAGUGAGAAGAUGACGAUGAGCUACACAGAAUACCUUGCCCAUCGUCAGCAUCAUCACUACCAAAAUGGUAUUGGGCACCCCCUUCCACCGUACAACCAUUAUUCCUGA